This is a messenger RNA of Lemur catta (Ring-tailed lemur), 1065 nucleotides long. RefSeq names its product sulfatase modifying factor 2 (gene SUMF2). The transcript is spliced from 9 exons. The record is from RefSeq and is a predicted model, not a curated record. The coding region runs from base 45 to 947 and encodes 300 amino acids. NCBI's taxonomy places the organism in Eukaryota, Metazoa, Chordata, Mammalia, Primates, Lemuridae. Gene Ontology annotation, cellular component: endoplasmic reticulum.
GCAGAGCCGUGCGGGGUGCGUGCCGCGCUCAUCCUGCGCCGGGCAUGGGUCUCUGGCUGCCGCUGCUGUCCCUGCUGUCGCUGCUGCUCGCCGCACGGCUCAAGCUAGGUAAUGGACAGGCUACUAACAUGGUCCAGCUGCCAGGUGGGAGAUUCCUGAUGGGAACAAAUUCUCCAGAUGGCAGAGAUGGUGAAGGGCCUGUCCGGGAGGUGACAGUAAAACCCUUUGCAAUUGAUAUAUUUCCUGUCACCAACAAAGAUUUCAGGGAGUUUGUCAGGGAGAAAAAGUACCGGACAGAGGCUGAGAUGUUUGGGUGGAGCUUUGUCUUUGAGGACUUUGUCUCCAAUGAACUAAGAAACAAAGCGACCCAGCAAAUGAAGCCUGUUCUCUGGUGGCUUCCAGUGGAGAAGGCAUUUUGGAGGCAGCCUGCAGGUCCUGGCUCUGGCAUCCGCGAGAGACUGGAGCUCCCGGUGGUACACGUGAGCUGGAAUGAUGCUCGUGCCUACUGUGCUUGGCGGGGGAAACGGCUGCCCACUGAGGAAGAGUGGGAGUUUGCUGCCCGAGGGGGCUUGAAGGGUCAGGUUUACCCAUGGGGGAACCGGUUCCAGCCAAACCGCACCAACCUGUGGCAGGGAAAGUUCCCGAAGGGUGACAAAGCUGAGGACGGCUUCCAUGGAGUCUCCCCGGUGAAUGCUUUCCCCCCGCAGAAUAACUAUGGCCUCUAUGACCUCCUGGGCAACGUGUGGGAGUGGACGGCAUCGCCACACCAGGCUGCUGACCAGGACAUGCGUGUCCUCCGGGGGGCAUCCUGGAUCGACACGGCUGAUGGCUCCGCCAAUCACCGGGCCCGGGUCACCACCAGGAUGGGCAACACUCCAGAUUCGGCCUCAGACAACCUCGGCUUCCGCUGUGCUUCCAGCACAGGCCGACGGCCCGAGGAGCUGUGAGCAGCUGUGCUCAGAAAACGACAAGCCCUCCUCGGCGUGUGCGUCCUUCCCUGGCCACACCCCAGACACCGCCACGCUCCAGGCUCUUCAGCUGCAGCCUCAGGAAAGAACUUCCCCU